Messenger RNA from Penicillium macrosclerotiorum, 894 nucleotides. RefSeq names its product translation initiation factor eIF2 subunit beta. Gene Ontology annotation, cellular component: eukaryotic translation initiation factor 2 complex. The record is from RefSeq and is a predicted model, not a curated record. Bases 1 to 894 code for a protein of 297 amino acids. Lineage: Eukaryota; Fungi; Ascomycota; Eurotiomycetes; Eurotiales; Aspergillaceae. Gene Ontology annotation, molecular function: mRNA binding; translation initiation factor binding; translation initiation factor activity. The transcript has 5 exons. Gene Ontology annotation, biological process: formation of cytoplasmic translation initiation complex; formation of translation preinitiation complex; translational initiation.
AUGGCUGACGUUGAAGUCGAACAGAAACAGCGCAAGUCGGUCGCGUUCAGCGAAGGCUCCGUCAUCAUGGAUACCAACGGCGAAGUUACAGAGGUCCCGGCCGCCGAGCAGCCUGUCGACCAGCCCGUUGAGGAGGCUACCGACAUGUUCAAGGGACUGUUGAAAAAGAAGAAGUCCAAGAAGUCCAAGGAUACCGACGCCGAUGGCGAAGAGACCCCCGCCGCUGACGGCGAGUUCGACCCGUCCGCGCUGAAGAAAAAGAAGAAGAAGACCAAGAAGGUUGACGCCGGCGACUUCGAGGCCAAGCUUGCCGAGGCUGGUGUCGCAGAGGAGGCUGGCGAGGAGAAUGUCGAGGAGCCUGUGCCUGAGGGUGAUCUCGAGGCCGGCACCGGCAUCUGGGCCCACGAUGCGACCCAGGCCAUUCCCUACUCUCUUCUCGUCUCCCGUUUCUUCUCCCUAAUCCAGAGCCACCACCCCGACCUUCUAUCCAGCGGUACCAAGUCUUACAAGAUUCCUCCGCCUCAGUGUCUGCGUGAAGGCAACCGUCGUACCAUUUUCGCCAACAUUGCCGAUAUCUGCAAACGCAUGAAGCGUUCCGACGAUCAUGUCAUGCAGUUCAUGUUCGCUGAAAUGGGUACCAGUGGCAGUGUUGACGGCUCCCGUCGUUUGGUUAUCAAGGGUCGAUUCACACAGAAACAGGUCGAGCAGAUUCUAAGACGUUAUAUCGUCGAAUAUGUUACCUGCAAGACCUGCCGCAGCCCCGACACCGAGCUCAACAAGGGCGAGAACCGUCUGUACUUCGUUACCUGCAACUCCUGCGGAUCUCGUCGUUCCGUCGCCGCUAUCAAGACUGGUUUCCGUGGCCAAGUCGGCCGCCGCAAGCGUGCUGCUUAA